AUGAUAGAAAAUGCCAUCAAGUUAGAGGAGCCAGAUAAGAUUGCUCAGGAUGUCAAACAAGAGAUUCUCUCGGGUUCAGAGGAUAUGCCACGUCAUCAUAUAGAUUCAGAACCCAGAAGACGUCGACGCCAUCGGAAAUCGUCUAGAAGCAGAAGUCCAGAAUCUUCCAGAAAACGGAAACGUCAAUCUUCAGAAUUAGAAUAUGAUGAGAUUGCUGACGAUGUCAAAGGAGAGAUUCUUUUGGAUUCUGAAGAUUUUCCACGUCGUGAAGAACCCAGAAGACGUCGACGUCAUCGGAGAUCAUCAAGAAGCAAAAGUCCAGAAUCUUCCAGAAAACGGAAGCGUCGAUAUUCAAGAUCGGAUUCGGAUUCGGAAUAUGAAAGAUUGAAACAAAUCGAAAAAUAUGCUGCCAUAGACACAUUUUUGGCUAAACACAGAAAAGAGUAUUUUGCAAUGGAUACUGAAGAAAAGGUGUUGGCUUCCUAUCCAGGCGGUGGAUUUUUCAAGGCAGACCCAGCAAGUUGGACCAAGGAAGAAGUAGCACAAAAUCGACGUUUUUUGGCUGACCAAAGAGCCAAGCGUGCUAGAUCUGGAUCCUUUGUGAUCUCGGAAAAUUAUAAGAAAAAAUUCGAGAAACGUCUGAAAAAGCUGGAACGAAAGUGCAAUUGCUCACUGGAAGUGCGCCAAGAACGUGGAUACCAAGAGCACUAUUCGAUAUGCAUUGAAGGAAAUGAGGAUGAAAAAGACCUCGAAAAGGCUUAUGAUGUCAUUGAUAAAUUUAUAUUUAAACAGAUGGAUAAGGAAUACGAGAGAUCAAAAUCCAUCCAUCACUAUUGGUAUUUGUUCCCAGCUGAAACUCGAAAUGUCGAAGGAUUUGGAAGGAGGCUUUAUGAGCUUGGGAAUCGUCUUGGAAUCUCCGCCUAUCAGCAUGGCAAACAUGUGUCAACUCCAAUUCACUUUGAAGGAUCCCCAGAUCGACUCCGAGGGAUUCGCGGUCAUUGUGAGCAGUUGACUGAAGACUUGAAGAUAAAAAAAUACGGAAAAAUCAUUCGAAAAUUUCCGAUUCAGAAGAAAUUCGUCGGAAAAAUCAUUGGACCACAGGGGACGGUGAUACGAGAGAUUUCCGAAUGGACCGGGGCUCGAUUGACGGUGGGAAACGUUGAAGUCGAUGGAUGCAACGAAUUGGAGAUCAGAGGAAAUAGUGAGGAGAGAGUGGAGAUUGCAGAGAAACACAUUUUGAGGAUUUUGAGAGAGAAUGGAGGGUGA
This is a messenger RNA of Caenorhabditis briggsae, 1266 nucleotides long. The record is from RefSeq and is a predicted model, not a curated record. The transcript has 6 exons. Gene Ontology annotation, molecular function: RNA binding. NCBI's taxonomy places the organism in Eukaryota, Metazoa, Nematoda, Chromadorea, Rhabditida, Rhabditidae. Bases 1 to 1266 code for a protein of 421 amino acids.